This is a messenger RNA of Panthera uncia (snow leopard), 1070 nucleotides long. Its product is annotated as olfactory receptor 4P4-like. Gene Ontology annotation, molecular function: olfactory receptor activity; G protein-coupled receptor activity. Lineage: Eukaryota; Metazoa; Chordata; Mammalia; Carnivora; Felidae. Gene Ontology annotation, cellular component: membrane. The record is from RefSeq and is a predicted model, not a curated record. Gene Ontology annotation, biological process: G protein-coupled receptor signaling pathway. The coding region runs from base 54 to 1070 and encodes 338 amino acids. The transcript is spliced from 2 exons.
CGGUGCUAGAGACGAACUGGCAGAGUGAGUGUCCGAGGACGGAAUGCUUUCUGAUGCAUGCCCAAGCUAACCCGACAGCCACUGGAUCUCAUGAAACAGAAGUCCUUGUGAAAGCAUACACCAAACUCAAAUAUAUGAAAAGCCAGAGAAACAUCUCAGAAUUCAUUCUUCUGGGACUUUCCUACGACCAGAACAUACAAGUAUUUUGCUUUGUCCUCUUCUUAGUCUGUUACGUCGCCUUGUUGGCAGGAAACCUGCUGAUCCUCGUCUCCAUUCGAUGUAGCCCUCUUUUUCACCAACCCAUGUACUAUUUCCUCAGCCACUUAUCCUUAAUAGACAUCUGCUAUACCUCUACUGUUACACCCAAGUUAAUUGCUGACCUGCUGGUGGAAAGAAAAACCAUUUCCUAUAGUAACUGCAUGUUACAGGUGUUUACAAUGCACUUCUUUGGAGGCACCGAGAUCUUCGUUCUUACCGCCAUGGCCUUUGAUCGCUAUGCUGCCAUCUGCAAACCUCUCCACUACGUGAUUGUCAUGAACAGGACAAGAUGCAAUCUGCUAGUCGUAGCUGCCUGGGCUGGUGGGGCCGUCCAUGCCUUCCCUCUCUUUUCUACCGCGAUUGGUUUGCCCUUCUGUGGUCCUAAUGAAAUUGAUCACUACUUUUGUGAUAUUUUUCCUUUGCUAAAAGUUGCCUGCACCGACACCUACGUCACUGGUAUCCUUGUGAUUGCCUUUUCAGGUCUGGUCGCCUUAGUCACCUUUAUUGUCUUAUUUGUUUCUUAUGGUAUUAUCUUAUUCACUUUAAGAAAUCUCUCAGCUGAGGGAAGACGCAAAGCCCUCUCCACCUGUUGGUCUCAUAUCACUGUGGUCGUCUUAUUUUUUGGACCAGUAAUCUUUAUCUACCUUAGGCCACCUACUACUUUUCCUGAGGACAAAAUAUUUGCUCUAUUUUACACGAUCAUUGCUCCUAUGUUCAAUCCCUUAAUCUACACUCUGAGAAACUCAGAGAUGAAAAACAUGAUGAGGAAAGUUUGGUGUCACACAUUAUUUUCAAAGGAAACACACAAUUAA